AUGGAUCUCAACGGCUUAGCCAAACUCCAGACCGAAGGGGUAAAUCCCCGGACGGUCAAUAUCGAUCGCAUAUCGACAUUGGAGAUGUGUUCUGUGAUAAAUAAUGAUGAUCAUCUGGUCGCAGAGAGCGUUGCGCCGUGUCUACCAGUGAUCGCGGACGCAAUCGAUGCCCUGGCUUUGCGCGUUGGUCAAGGCGGCAGGGUGGUCUAUGUUGGAGCAGGAACAAGUGGAAGACUCGGGAUCUUGGAUGCGUCGGAAAUCCCGCCUACCUUUGCUGCCCCCCGGUCUCAAUUUGUCGGUUUGAUCGCCGGCGGAGACGUUGCUAUUCGUCAGGCUCAAGAGGGCGCCGAAGAUGACGGGGAAGCUGGUGAAGAGGAUUUAAGGCGUUUGAAACUCGAUCAUAAGCUAGAUAGUGUGAUCGGCAUUGCCAGUUCAGGCCGCACACCAUAUGUCCUCGGAUGUCUUGCCUUUGCCAAACGGCUAGGCUGUGUCACAAUUGGCGUCGUUUGCGCCUCCCCAUCGGCUUUGAGUCACUCUGGCAAUGUGGACUACCUGAUUGCUCCGUUACCUGGCCCAGAAGUGGUCACCGGGAGCACUAGACUCAAAGCUGGAACGGCCACAAAAAUGGUCCUGAACAUGCUGAGCACGGGAACUAUGAUUCGGACCGGGAAAACUUAUGGAAAUAUGAUGGUUGAUAUGGUGGCGUCAAAUCUCAAACUUGAGCAACGCGCUCGGAACAUUCUGCGCAGACUCAGUGUGAAAUGCAAUAAUUUAUCGGAUGCCGACUUGGACUCACUUCUUGCGAAGUGCAAUGGGAGUGUCAAGCUUGCAAUUCUCGUUGCUGAAACAUGUGGAUCCGUUGAGAGCUGCCGAGAAACUUUGACAUCGGCUGGGGGUGUUCUCGCUAAGGCUUUGACCGAAGCAUCUCAGCCUGCAGACAAGUGCUUACCAGAGAACCGGCAAUUUGUGUUGUGCAUCGAUGGCGGUGGAACUAAGUGUGCUGCUGUCGUGGGAGAUAAAGAUGGCGUUGUGAGCCAUGGGUUUGCCGGGCCAUGCAAUAUUACGGAUAACGUCAGCGAUGUGGAAGUCGUCAUGAAAACACUGGUUACAGCGACCAAAGCCGCACUGAAAGAACAUAUACCCCCAAAUGAGCUAACAGAUUCGGACUGGAAGGCACAACUCAAAAGAUCUUUUCGAUCAGUCUGGAUCGGUCUAGCGGGAAUGGAUAGGAGCGGCCUAUACAACGUAUUAGCCCCCAAGCUUGGUGAAUUAUUCGGGCUAGAUCACACCACACCCGCCCUUAAGUUAACCAACGACGUAUCCUUGUUGACUGCGGCAGCUUCAUCGAACCAAAGCCGUUCCGUGAUUGUCGUGAUUGCAGGCACCGGGAGCGUGGUAAUGCGGUACAACUGGAUCAAGGACCAGGGCUAUACCUGCGUUGCUCGAGCUGGCGGAUGGGGCCACCUGUUGGGUGACGAGGGUGGAGGCUAUUCCAUCGGCCUUGAAGCUAUCAAACACACACUGGAAGUGUUAGAGGAGAGAAGUCUGGGUCUUGAACCAAAAGAAUCGGGCGAAUUUGAACGAGCUGUGAUUGGACGACUGGGCGGCUGCACCGAGAAAAAUGAUAAUAUUGACCUUUUAAGCGAGAUUCUCUCGCAGCCUCGUGCGCAGAGUGUCAAGUCUCGCAUUGCUGGCGUCGCGGAGACAGUACUGAAGCUGGAAGGGAACCGCACGGCAAAGGUUAUAAUGGAAGAUAAGGUGGCUUCUAUCAUUCAAAAGCCCCUUCGUCGUCUCGUUGAUUCCAGAUCCAGUGGUUUUGUCGCACCUGAGGGGACAGAGUUAGUAUUGGCUGGUGGGUUGAUGAAGGAUGAGGGAUACCAAAAUGCUAUGAGACAGCAAAUUGCUCAGCAAGGGCUCCACUUCCGGGGAAUCAGUGUGAUUGAUGAUGUUGCGGUGAUGGCAGUUAGAUAUUUGAUGUCUCAAUGA
Molecule: messenger RNA, 1986 nt
Organism: Penicillium pulvis
Lineage: Eukaryota; Fungi; Ascomycota; Eurotiomycetes; Eurotiales; Aspergillaceae
Product: putative glucokinase regulator family protein
Exons: 4
Coding region: 1-1986 (661 amino acids)
Biological process (GO): glucose homeostasis; amino sugar catabolic process; negative regulation of glucokinase activity
Cellular component (GO): nucleoplasm; cytosol; mitochondrion
Molecular function (GO): carbon-oxygen lyase activity; enzyme inhibitor activity; carbohydrate binding
Source: RefSeq, a predicted model, not a curated record